AUGAACAUGGCAUKCCGAGUUCCCAGCACUUUGAAUAGCAGGUUGCAGAGAACUUGCUCUCAGUCGGCAAACUGUCCAGAGGAGCCCAGCGGGGCCAGGCCCCAGGGUGCUGUGCACCCCUACUGUAGGAUGCAGAAUGCUGGAAAGUCCAGAAGCCAGAGGCUCCCGGGAACCCCAAGCACAGUGGACCGACGACGCGUGGACAUCAGUCUGGAGGUAAGUUCUCGGAGGAUACUGGACGUGGAAACCCAGAAGCCCCCCAGGGGGAAAUGGAGGACUCCGCCCUUCGACCCGCGCUUCCCCAACCAGAACCAGACCCGUAACUGCUACCAGAACUUCCUGGACUACCACCGCUGCCUCAAGAACAUGAGCCGCCGCGGGAAGAGCACCGAGCCCUGCGAGUACUAUUUCCRCGUGUACCGCUCGCUGUGCCCCAUCAGCUGGGUGCAGCGCUGGAACGAGCAGAUCAGGCAAGGGACUUUCCCAGGCAAAAUCUGA
Messenger RNA from Urocitellus parryii (Arctic ground squirrel), 498 nucleotides. Lineage: Eukaryota; Metazoa; Chordata; Mammalia; Rodentia; Sciuridae. The record is from RefSeq and is a predicted model, not a curated record.